Molecule: messenger RNA, 151 nt
Organism: Cetraspora pellucida
Lineage: Eukaryota; Fungi; Glomeromycota; Glomeromycetes; Diversisporales; Gigasporaceae
Source: the annotation of a GenBank genome assembly
ACAAACUACAAAAUACAAUUUAAUUAAUGAUAAACAAAAUAUGAAGCAAGAUCAAUUUAUAGAAUAUAAAGAAGUUUUAAAACAUGAUCAAGUUACAGAAGAUAAUUUGAUUCAUGAUCAAACUUCUGAAAUUACACAAUUAGAUAUUUAG